Messenger RNA from Lottia gigantea (owl limpet), 2231 nucleotides. RefSeq lists its product as hypothetical. The record is from RefSeq and is a predicted model, not a curated record. The transcript is spliced from 10 exons. Lineage: Eukaryota; Metazoa; Mollusca; Gastropoda; Lottiidae. Bases 1 to 1635 code for a protein of 544 amino acids.
AUGUAUGUUAAGGUUCCUGGUGAUGAUCUAAUCUAUGGUUUUAGUGUUCCUACUGUAACUGGUACUGCUUCAGUCACUGAUAAUUCUUCAAUCAUCAACACUUCUCCACCUGAAAUACCAUCUGGUACCAGACAUGUUCAAUUUAUUGAAGCUACACCUAAUCAUUCCUUUCAUCUCAUCAAUAUAUAUAAUUCACCAUAUUUAUUAUCAGCUGAGAUCUCGGCUCUAUUCUGGACUAAUGAUUUACUAUCAUCAGAGCUUCUCAAGAGAGAUGUUAGUUGUACAAAGAUAAAAGUUAUCAGAAAUGAACGACCAGAACUCUUUCAAGAAUUACAAGGUUAUGGUGUAUCUUCUAUGUAUCCAGAUAAACAAGUUAUUUCCCUUUAUGCAUUAGAAGAGGUGCCCAAGAUAUUAGAAUUAUUUGAUCAUGAGAGUAAAGAAUUAAGAAGAGCAAUAUGUAAUAUGAUACAGAGUUUUAAUAUAGAUGAUAAUUACUGGAAGGGUAUAGAAGAAGAGAACAAGGUAGAAGAUGAUGAUGAAGAAGAAGAAUUUGAUUUAUCAGCUAGAAUUGCUCAAGAAUUAGAAGAAUCUCAGUUACAACUAGAGGAAUUACAGUUGACACUUAAAGCAAUUGAAUUUAAACGAAAACGUAUUUUACAAGAAAUGAUGUCACAUACAGGAAGUUCAGUGGAAUUAGUCAAUCAGUUACACGAGGUAGAAAUACAGAUAAAUAUGACAACAGAAGUUAUUGAAGAAAUACAAAAACUACAAGCUUGUAAUUCAGAUGAGGAAGAUGAAUCUGACUGUGGUGAAAUUGGUGUUGAUGGUGAUAAAGAGGAAAGUGAAAAUGUUGAAGAAAAUACUCAGACAAAUGUUAAAACAAACCGUGUAGCUCCAUUAGUUAUUCAUCCAACACCAACUAAAGAUCAAAAUGAAGGAGAAUCUGAGCAGAAUACACAUAUUGCUACUAGCAACACAGUGCAGGAACCACUAACAGUUCUCAACAGUGCUAAUCCAAAUGAACCUCAGCAACAAUCCUUAAACCAAAGUGCCUUUGCCAAUCAAAAUCAAAACAAUAUUAACUAUUUACAGCAACAACAUCACCAACAGUUGUUAUUACAAUCAAUGAUGACAUCACAAAUGGAUCCUUCUUUUUCUGGUAUGAUGUCACCUGCUGGUCCAUAUCCAUCUAUGAUGCCUAAUCCCAUACUACCACAAUGGGGCUACUUUGGGCAACAGAUGCCUGUUGAUCCACAGAAUGCUAUGUAUUGGCCCAAUAUGAUGAUGGCACCUAGUCCCAGUAUGAACUAUGAACCACAAAAUAAUUUACAACAAAUGAAUAAUAUGAGGAUGCCAGCAAUGGUGAACAGAAUGCCUAACUAUACUGCCAGACUUCCUGCAAUUAACCCACAAAAUACUCUUAGAUUACAGUCAUCCUGUAUCCCAUCUGUAUCUUCUGCUCAAAGGUUUUCAAUACCACCACCUUCAUUCCCAAGUACCAACCAUUCCCCACAGAGUGCCUUAAACAGUGGAGAUGUGCAACAAGCAACUAUUCCCACUGAUACUGGAAUUCUUCCAAACUUGUUACCAUUAUUACAGAGUCUACAUAUGGGUCGUGGAAAACCCCAAGACUAAGAGUAUUCUCUUGUGUUGUGAACAGAACUUUAAUUCAUAAGUAGCCUCAAAAAGAUGGACCUAAGUUUAUUUUGUUUAUUUAUUUGCACAAUGUUGAAUAUAAAUUGCUAUAGAUGGUCUUUUUUUUUUAGUCUGGAUAAUAAGGAUAAAGAUAAAGUUGUCUAAAUAUUUGCUAUUUCAUCUGAUAAAUACUGUUCUGUUCUCCUUCAAUUAAAAAACGUUUGUAUUAUCUUUCAGAUAAUCAUCAACUUUCUCUAAAACAUUUAGCAAUAAGGACAAUAUAUCAGUCAUAUCUGAACAGGAUGUUAAUAAUAUGGAUAUCACAUGGGCAAAACAAAUAUUUAGAACUUUUCUUUUUAAUAUUAUAGGUGUUGAAUUAGAAAUUGAAAUGUGUUAUUGUCAGUCAAGUGAUAAUGAAUGUUGAGCUUAAAAUGUCUGAAUCAAUUUAUGGAUGUGUGGUUUGUAUGCGUGUAUGAGUUACAAAAGGUUUUUUUUUUUUUUGUAUAGAAUUUGAAAUUCAAAAUUAAAUUCACAUGUUAGAUUAACUGCAGAGGAGCAGUAAAAAUGUAAUUAAUUAAAUAUAUAUUAUACCAGAA